GUAAUAUAUACGUCAUAUCCAAACUAGUCGCUUUGGAUCACUCUCGAUCAACUUGUGGCCGAUUGAAUCGACCCCCUCGUCGCCCGAGUGCGUUUACGUAUGCAAGGGACUUUAAAGGCAGCGCGAGGCAUGUCAUAAACGGCUGGGCCGGGAAGCUUGGUGGUGCGUUUGAGGCCAGUGAGGCGGUACCUUCCGAGCCUCCUUCACUCUGCGGCGCAAGCGAGCUCUUCGGAACAGAAAUGGCGGAGGGGGAGUUGGACGUGGAUUCGUUGAUUUCCAGGCUUUUAGAGGUGCGAGGAUGUCGCCCGGGAAAGAUCGUCCAGAUGACGGAGGCCGAGGUGCGCGGCCUCUGCAUCAAGUCCCGGGAGAUCUUCCUCAGUCAGCCCAUCCUGCUGGAGCUGGAGGCACCCCUCAAAAUCUGUGGUGACAUCCACGGGCAGUACACAGACCUGCUCAGGCUCUUCGAGUACGGUGGCUUCCCCCCAGAGGCCAACUACCUGUUCCUGGGUGACUACGUGGACAGGGGGAAGCAGUCCUUGGAGACCAUCUGCCUGCUACUGGCCUACAAGAUCAAGUACCCAGAGAACUUUUUCCUUCUGCGGGGGAACCACGAGUGCGCCUCCAUCAACCGCAUCUACGGCUUCUACGACGAAUGCAAGCGGCGGUUCAAUAUCAAGCUGUGGAAGACUUUCACAGACUGCUUCAACUGCCUGCCCAUUGCCGCCAUUGUGGACGAGAAGAUCUUCUGCUGCCAUGGAGGUCUGUCGCCUGACCUGCAAUCAAUGGAGCAGAUCAGACGCAUCAUGAGACCCACAGACGUGCCAGACACAGGCCUAUUGUGCGACCUCUUGUGGUCGGAUCCAGACAAGGAUGUGCAGGGCUGGGGCGAGAACGACCGCGGCGUCUCCUUCACGUUCGGAGCCGACGUGGUCAGCAAGUUCCUCAACCGGCACGACCUGGACCUAAUUUGCCGAGCCCACCAGGUGGUGGAAGACGGUUACGAGUUUUUCGCCAAGAGGCAGCUGGUGACGCUCUUCUCGGCUCCCAACUACUGCGGCGAGUUCGACAACGCCGGCGGCAUGAUGAGCGUUGACGAGACCCUCAUGUGCUCCUUCCAGAUCCUGAAACCCUCCGAGAAGAAAGCCAAGUACCAGUACGGAGGCAUGAACUCGGGCCGGCCCGUCACUCCUCCCCGCACAGCGCAACCUCCCAAGAAGCGAUGAAGGAGGACCGAAGAAGAGAAAACGAGCGUCAGCGUCGUUUGGCGUCGACAUCUCGAGGCACACAGAUCCACCAACUGUUUAAAACAACAAAAACAAAACAAAAGACACAACCCGGCCGGGUUUUCUUUAUCUCCCACUGAACUGCCCUUCGUCUACCCCAACGUUGCCCUCUCCCAUCUAUGUAACAUUCAAAUAUUAAAAAAAUGUGACAAAAUACACCAA
This is a messenger RNA of Hippocampus zosterae (dwarf seahorse), 1445 nucleotides long. Its product is annotated as serine/threonine-protein phosphatase PP1-beta catalytic subunit. Gene Ontology annotation, cellular component: nucleus; cytoplasm. Bases 240 to 1223 code for a protein of 327 amino acids. Gene Ontology annotation, molecular function: protein serine/threonine phosphatase activity. The record is from RefSeq and is a predicted model, not a curated record. Lineage: Eukaryota; Metazoa; Chordata; Actinopteri; Syngnathiformes; Syngnathidae. Gene Ontology annotation, biological process: circadian regulation of gene expression; regulation of circadian rhythm. The transcript has 8 exons.